Messenger RNA from Candidula unifasciata, 2478 nucleotides. The record is from the annotation of a GenBank genome assembly. Lineage: Eukaryota; Metazoa; Mollusca; Gastropoda; Stylommatophora; Geomitridae.
AUGACUUCUGUAGCCCGGAAUGGCACUUAUGUUAUCAAUAACAGAGCAGCGCCACCUGUUGAUGGUCUUACAGGAAUUAACCGACAAAAUAUCAUGCGCCUGAAAAUCAACAGAGUUGCUCUUGUUCAGGAACUCAAAGUGGAGCAUGUCAGUGGAAUGUUGAUAAAAAAUGGAGCCAUUGAUGUAGAGGAUAUGAACAAAAUAAACAGUGGCACCUCUCCACAAGAAAAGACUCGGAUACUGCUGGAUCUGCUGCCAACAAAAGGGAACACAGCUUGGUACAGACACUUCAGAGAAGCUCUACAGAACCCCGAUGCUGAUCCUGAAACUCGCAGAAGAUACAGAGUUCUAGUUAACUUUCUGGACAAUGCAGUGAUUCACCGGCCACUGUCUCAGAUGACCAGAUUUAGGGACAGGUACGGUUCAAGGAAACAAGUGCAGAAAGCCGAUGAGCGAAAUAGUGUAGCUAGCCUUCCAUAUUACUUGCCACUGCCAGACAUUCAACAACAAUGCGGCCAAAACAAGAAAGAAGAAGUGUUGACUUAUUUCAGGGCAGACAAUGUGGACAUUUUCAGUAAAAAGGUCACAGACAAGGAGGCUGGUCACCCAAAGAUCCAUUCUACCAACCACCGUGACAUGACACUUGUGCAAGGCCAGUUCUUCCAGUGGUUUCCUACUCCUGACAACUUUAGGUCAUUACUAGAGAUUCCCGAGGGUCACAAGCAGAGACUGGCAAGCUCAGACAACUCUGAUGACCAAGUACUCCUGGACAAGGAAACAAUGGUUUUAAAUAUUCUGAAAAGGGUUGAGGUGACUGCUGCCUUAGUUCGGCAUAAAUGUCUGCCACCUGGAUUUGAACUGUGUUUGUCUGAUGCGGUACAGGAUCUUUUGAAACAGCCAGAGCUGUACCAUUUGUAUCUUAAGCAUAUUCUGAUCCUCGAAGCUGCUGAUGUGAUGAUAGUGGAAGAGAUCAGUUCUUCAUACAAUGAUGUCCUGCAAACUGUGAAUAACUCUAAUGUACCAGAAAUGGUAAACCAAGUUACACAGACAGGACUCAAGAUGGCCAGUUUGCUGAUAGCAGUCAAUAAGUUCUCAAAAGCUGCCAGUGUGCUCAACAGUUUAAUACAGUUUCUCAGGCAAAGGCCAAACAUGGAAGUCUGGGUUCCUCAGUUCCAGGCAUAUAUCAAACUCAUGCAUGCCUGGAACUUAGCCUGUCGACCGGAUAGAGCAGAGGUGGCCUACUUUGAGGCGGUCCAGAUGCAGUAUCAGAUUACUAUGAUGUCCUUUGGUCAAAGCGUGGUGCACUAUGGUGCUAUGCAUGCAGAAACCAGCCAUAUGUUGUUAGAGCAUGGCUCCAUUAGUUCAGCUUAUGGAUGGUCCAGGAAAGCUCUCAGGGAAGUCAACCCAGAAGAUUCAGCCUCAGUUUUGAGGGUUCUGUGUGUGACCAUCAAUGCUUGUUGUGCCAACUGGCUUGUCAGGAAAGCAGAACUCUUGUCUGUCUAUGCUGUACAGUAUGCCAGGAGUAAGUUUGGAGAGAGACACCCACUGUACAUUGAGGCUCUGCUUCAUUUUUGUCACUUCAGCAAUGAGUUUAAGUGGGAUUCAAUUGGUCUACAUGUAGCCAGGGACGUUCUUGAUGCUGCAGAAAAGACAUACGGUUGUGAGAGUUUGCAGGUGGCUCAGGCACACUGCUGUGUGAGCAGAGCUUUAAUGUGUAUGCAGAUGGUGGAUACAGAUGACUAUUAUACACAUGCCAUGGAGGCAGUUCGGAUCUCCAGACUGAAUCUAGGCCAACACUCGCCACUCCUGCACAGUUUUCUACAUACUUUUGCAUAUGCUCUACAACUAAAAGCCUUACAUUGUCCAGAGGAAGUCGUUGAUUCAACACUGCGAUGGGCUGAGACUGAAGCCAAGCAAGCUUUGAACUUGGUAACCCAACAAUUUGGAGAAAUCAGCCUCAAAGUGGCUCAGAUUUUACUUUUGCUGGGACAGAUUAACUGCAAAAUGAACAAACCUGACGUUGCGGAGUCAUAUCUCAAACAGGCCGUGGACUACCUGAAACUCUGCCAACCUUCCUUCAGCAAUUACCUCCUCUUGGGCAUGGCCAACCUGGCCAGUUUCUACAAAAUUAUCCUCAGGCCUGAACUGGCCAUCCCAAGGUUCCAGUUUGUUGUUGAUCACAUUGAAACUACUGACUGGUACUGCAAGUGGGUGCAUGAAUGUUUUGAAGAGCUAUCACAGCUUUACCAUUCACUUGGCCAGGAGGACAGUGCAGAGGCAGUCCAGUAUAAACUGUCCCAGUGGCUGAAAGUCAAUCCAAUGAACAAUAAGCCUGUGGAAUAUUCCAGACUAAAACAAGAACCAGAGGCAUUUGAAUCCUUUCUGGCAAAAGCUGAUUUGUGGACUUUUAUUGUGCUGAAAGUUCUGGAUGCCCCCAUGAAGGUGUCAGCUGAUUCACAGAGUGGUGAAGAAGUCUAG